CAUUCUCUCCCUGUCUUUACAUGAAAACAUAUGCAAACCAAAACGUAACCUAAACUUUUCUAACAAUGGUACUACCUGGUCGCUGAUACAGUGUUACUGCAUAUUAGCAUGCUUUUCUUAACGUGAGCUCGGGUUUGGAAAGAGUCUUACAGUCGAUUGAUAGCAGAGAAGGCAUCAAAGAAGGAAAAGAUCAAAGCACAUUAGAAGGGAGAUGGAGAGUUAUUUGCAUGAAAAUUUUGGAGGAGUGAAGUCCAAAAACACUACUGACGAAGCUCUUCAAAAAUGGAGGAAGGUAUGUGGGGUGGUAAAGAACCCCAAACGACGCUUUCGUUUCACUGCCAACAUCUCUAAACGUUACGAAGCAGCUGCAAUGCGUCGUACCAAUCAGGAGAAGCUAAGGGUUGCUGUUUUGGUUUCCAAAGCUGCAUUUCAAUUUAUCCAAGGUGUUCAACUAAGCGAUUAUGUUGUGCCUGAUGAAGUUAAAGCUGCUGGUUUCCAAAUCUGUGCGGAUGAAAUGGGGUCUAUUGUUGAAGGCCACGACGUAAAGAAGCUUAAGUUUCAUGGUGGAGUAAAUGGCAUUGCAGAAAAGCUCUCAACAUCAACCACCACGGGGCUUAGUGGUGAUUCUGAAUCACGGCGCAGGAGACAAGAGCUUUUUGGAGUCAAUAAAUUCACUGAAAGUGAAGUUCGGAGUUUCUGGGUUUUUGUUUUCGAAGCCGUACAAGACAUGACUCUCAUGAUCCUUGGGGCGUGUGCUUUUGUGUCUCUGAUAGUUGGCAUAUUAACGGAAGGAUGGCCCAAAGGUGCUCAUGAUGGCCUUGGAAUUGUUGCAAGUAUCUUACUAGUAGUCUUUGUGACAGCAACAAGUGAUUAUCGCCAAUCGUUGCAAUUCAAGGACUUAGACAAGGAGAAGAAAAAGAUUUCCAUUCAGGUUACAAGAAACGGUUACAGGCAGAAAAUGUCAAUAUAUAGUUUACUUCCCGGUGACAUUGUUCAUCUUGCCAUUGGAGACCAAGUUCCCGCGGAUGGCUUAUUUGUUUCAGGAUUUUCUGUGUUGAUUGAUGAGUCAAGUUUAACUGGUGAGAGUGAGCCAGUGAUGGUGACUUCCCAAAACCCUUUUCUUCUAUCUGGAACCAAGGUUCAAGAUGGUUCCUGCACCAUGUUGGUUACCACAGUCGGGAUGAGGACUCAAUGGGGCAAGUUGAUGGCAACUCUGAGUGAAGGAGGAGAUGAUGAAACCCCAUUGCAAGUUAAACUGAAUGGAGUAGCAACCAUUAUUGGGAAGAUAGGACUAUUCUUUGCAGUGGUUACCUUUGCAGUUUUGGUGAAAGGACUCAUGGGCCGCAAACUCAAAGAGGGAAGAUUCUGGUGGUGGUCAGCAGAUGAUGCAAUGGAGAUGUUGGAAUUCUUUGCCAUUGCGGUUACCAUUGUCGUUGUUGCUGUCCCAGAGGGGUUACCCCUAGCCGUGACAUUGAGCCUUGCAUUUGCAAUGAAAAAGAUGAUGAAUGACAAGGCCCUGGUGAGGCAUUUGGCAGCUUGUGAAACUAUGGGAUCAGCCACAACUAUAUGCAGUGACAAGACUGGGACAUUGACAACCAACCGCAUGACUGUGGUGAAAACAUGUAUUUGUAUGAAGGUCAAGGAGGUGAGUAAUAAUUCUAGUUUGUCCUCUGAACUCCCAGGCCCUGCUUUGAAAAUGUUGCUUCAGUCAAUAUUUAGUAACACUGGAGGAGAAGUUGUGGUUAACAAGAAAGGUAAGCGUGAGAUCUUGGGGACUCCAACAGAGUCAGCACUGUUGCAGUUUGGCUUAUCAUUGGGUGGGGAUUUUCAUGCAGAGAGACAAACAUGUAAGAUUGUUAAAGUUGAGCCAUUCAACUCUGAGAAGAAAAGAAUGGGUGUGGUUUUGGAGAUCCCUGGAGGAGCUUUAAGGGCUCAUUGUAAAGGUGCUUCCGAAAUAAUUCUGGCUGCUUGUGACAAGGUGAUAAACUCAGAGGGUGUUGUUGUCUCCAUCGAUGAAGAAUCGGGUAAUUAUCUCACGAGUACAAUCAACCAGUUUGCUGGUGAGGCACUAAGAACUCUCUGCCUUGCAUAUAUUGAAUUGGAAAAUGGGUUUUCAGAUCAAGACCCUAUUCCUGCAACUGGCUACACUUGUAUAGGAGUUGUUGGUAUCAAAGAUCCUGUUCGUCCUGGCGUUAAGGAAUCGGUUGAUGUGUGUCGAUCUGCUGGAAUAAUGGUGAGAAUGGUUACGGGAGACAAUAUAAAUACUGCAAAGGCCAUAGCCAGGGAAUGUGGGAUUUUAACAGAUGAUGGCAUAGCCAUUGAGGGUCCAGACUUCAGAGAGAAGACUCAGGAGGAAUUGUUUGAUCUAAUUCCCAAAAUUCAGGUUAUGGCUCGAUCAUCACCUCUAGACAAACAUACACUAGUGAAACACCUACGUACCACGUUCGGUGAAGUUGUAGCUGUAACUGGUGAUGGAACAAAUGAUGCCCCGGCCCUUCAUGAAGCUGACAUUGGACUUGCUAUGGGAAUUGCUGGAACUGAGGUUGCAAAAGAAAGUGCAGAUGUCAUUAUUUUGGAUGAUAAUUUCUCCACAAUAGUGACAGUAGCUAAAUGGGGGCGUUCAGUUUACAUAAAUAUUCAGAAAUUCGUACAGUUCCAGCUCACUGUAAAUGUGGUUGCAUUACUAGUGAACUUCACGUCAGCAUGCAUGACAGGCAGUGCACCCCUCACAGCUGUUCAACUUUUGUGGGUGAACAUGAUAAUGGACACGCUGGGAGCACUUGCACUUGCAACAGAACCCCCAACUGAUGAUUUGAUGAAGCGUGCACCAGUUGGGAGGAGAGGUGACUUCAUCAACAAUGUCAUGUGGAGGAAUAUCUUAGGACAAUCAUUGUAUCAGUUUGUGGUGAUAUGGUUUCUUCAGACAGUAGGUAAAUGGGUCUUUUUCAUCAGAGGCCCGAAUGCUGAAGUGGUUUUAAACACUCUUAUUUUCAACACAUUUGUAUUCUGUCAGGUUUUCAAUGAGGUAAAUUCACGUGAGAUGGAGGAAAUAGAUGUUUUUAAAGGCAUAUGGGAUAAUCAUGUGUUUAUAGGUGUCCUCGGUUGCACUGUUUUCUUUCAAAUCGUAAUAGUUGAGUACUUGGGAACCUUUGCCAACACAACACCUCUCAGUCUGGUACAAUGGAUCUUCUGCUUAGGGGUUGGAUAUGGAAGCAUGCCACUAGCAGUUCGCUUAAAGCAGAUCCCCGUCUGAACCAUGCAUGAAGGGAUAUCCAGUUUUCAAAACACAGCUUCAUAUUUGUUAUGUUACUGUGCUUCGAGGUUCCAUACUCUUGUACAGUCACUAAUAGGUCCGAUAUUGCUUGAGGUUUUCUUGAGUAGGAACCAGAGUUUGAUCAAAUAAAAGUAGAAAUGUGGAGUCUCGUGCCGUUAUAUAUAGUUAGUCUUGUAUAAGCGACUACCAAAGAACCUCUUAGCCAUGUUUUAUUUAGCACUCGUUGUUUAUUUUUCAAAGGCUAGUAGAAAUUUAGGCUAGAAAACCUGAACCCUU
Molecule: messenger RNA, 3550 nt
Organism: Vigna umbellata (rice bean)
Lineage: Eukaryota; Viridiplantae; Streptophyta; Magnoliopsida; Fabales; Fabaceae
Product: calcium-transporting ATPase 2, plasma membrane-type-like
Biological process (GO): calcium ion transmembrane transport
Cellular component (GO): plasma membrane; intracellular membrane-bounded organelle
Molecular function (GO): ATP hydrolysis activity; calmodulin binding; P-type calcium transporter activity
Source: RefSeq, a predicted model, not a curated record